Xenia sp. Carnegie-2017 is the source of this 1385-nucleotide messenger RNA. Its product is annotated as Golgi resident protein GCP60-like. Bases 98 to 1177 code for a protein of 359 amino acids. NCBI's taxonomy places the organism in Eukaryota, Metazoa, Cnidaria, Anthozoa, Malacalcyonacea, Xeniidae. Gene Ontology annotation, cellular component: Golgi membrane. The transcript is spliced from 6 exons. Gene Ontology annotation, molecular function: fatty-acyl-CoA binding. The record is from RefSeq and is a predicted model, not a curated record.
UGCGCAGAAUAAUAGCAUUCGUGGCAGUAAUCAUGGUGGUAAACACCUGGUAGGGAAUUGUGAAUGUUGGCUUUUAAUGCUGUUUAUCAUUUGAUCUAUGGCUAAUUUAACUAUAACUGACGACGAAUCGGUCUUAUCUGAUAGUAUAAAUCUUGAUGAAACUGAAGACGUGUACAAAAAGUGUUUCACUUUGCAGGAGUAUUAUAAACAAUGUCUCGGUUUCUAUCACAAAGGGAAAAAUGUUAUAAAAAUGACUUACCAAGACAAAAUGAGGUUGACAGCACUUUGGAAGCAGGCAUCUGUGGGGAAAUAUGACACAUCGAAAAUUCCAGAAAUUGGUUACUUUGAUGUCAUUGGCAAUGAUAGGAGGUUAGCUUGGGAAGGACUUGGUGAUAUGCCUAAAGUGAAGGCUAUGGAGGAAUUUUGCAGCUUGAUAGAAAAGGUUGCACCAGAACUGGAAGCACAUCUGGAAGCACAGUGUAGAGAAAUUGAAGAGAAGAGACGUAAGAAGCUUGAAGAAGAAAGGCGACAACGUGAGGAAGAAGAACGCAAACGCAGGGAAGAGGAAGAAAGGCUAGAAAAAGAAAGAUUGUUGAAGAUUGAGGAAGAAAAACGAUUAGAGGAAGCUGCUAAAGAAGAAGAAAGGAAAAAGGAAGAAGCUUUGAAAGCUGAACGUGAAAAAACUCAAUUGAUGCAAGUCAAACCUCAGAUGAAUGGUUCACCAUCAAUUGCACCAGCAUCAUUGUGGUCACGUCCUAAGGUUCAUGAGUUUAUCCAACAUGUUCGGACUGAUCCUGCUUCUAUGUUAGUUGUUGGUCGAGGUGAAACCAUUACAGUACGAGUACCAACACAUGAAAAUGGUACAUGUUUGUUUUGGGAGUUUGCAACUGAAUCUUACGAUCUUGGUUUUGGUGUAAGUUUUGAAUGGACAUUACCAUCCUCUGAGGCAGUUGUUAUCAAACAUGAUGACGAGGAGACUGGAGAGAAUAAAGAUAGCGAAAAGUCAAAACUUAGAGUUGAUGAAAUUCUUCCAUCCUUAAGACGUCCUUGCAGUGAUGAAGUUAUGGUUGGCAGUCAUAUAUAUCCUGGACGUGGAGUCUAUCUCCUUAAAUUUGACAAUUCAUACUCUUUACUUCGAUCCAAGACAUUAUUUUACAGAGUAUAUUAUACAAGAUAAGUCAGUCAAUGACUGGAAAUCUAUAAUUGAGAUUUUGAAAAAACUGAAACCAUUCUAAUUAAAGAAUUGAGCCUGUGGCAAUCUUAUGCAGGCAGCUACAAUACUCAGGAUGGAAUUUCUAACAAUGUUCUUUCUACUAGUAUUUUCAUCAAUUUACUUAUAUCAUUAAGGAGUAAUUAUAAUGUAGACAAUAAACAUUUGCAACAUA